AUGGCCUCCAACAAACCCUUCAAUGUCGCCAUAGUAGGCUACGGCCUCUCCGCCAAGGUCUUUCACAUCCCGCUCAUCCUCGCAGUGCCCGACUUCCACCUCUACGGAAUCGUCCAACGAUCUCCCAAACCUGACGAUGAUGCCGCCAAAGACCAUGCUGGUAUUCGAAGUUGGCGUUCCGUCGAUGAGAUGUACGCGGACUCCGCCGUGGACGUCGUGGUCAUUACUUCCAUUCCCGAGACGCACUUUGACAUGUGCAAAGCAGCGCUGGAAGCGGGGAAGAAUGUUGUUGUGGAGAAACCUUUCGUCCCGACGGCCAAGGAAGCCACGCAACUUAUUGAAAUUGCCAAGAAGUCUGGCAAGUUGUUGACUGUCUAUCAAAACCGGAGAUGGGACUCGGAUUUCCUCACUCUUCGCCGGAUCAUGUCGGAAGGUCAUCUCGGCGACAUCUCCGAGUUCGAAACACAUUUUGACCGUCAUCGGCCUGAUCCGCCGCCGAAUGCCAGCUGGAAGAAUGUGGACGCGCCGGCGCAUGGAAGUCUGUAUGAUCUGGGUUCGCACUUGGUUGAUCAAGUGUACGCAUGCUUCGGCAAUCCGAAGAAAGUAACGGGAUUCGUUGGGAUUCAAAGACGGAGUGUGGAGGGCGGUGCGGCGGACUCGCAUACUGUGCUGCUGCACUAUGAGAAGAUGCUUGUGACGGUCAAGGCCGGUGUUGUGAGUCCCGAGGAGGAGCAGUUGAGGUUUUGGGUGAGAGGGACCAAGGGGAGUUUCAAGAAGUUCCACCUCGACGUGCAAGAAGAUCAACUCCGACUCAACGGCAUGCGACCUGGCGACGAAGGCUUUGGCGUUGAGCCGGAGAGCCAUCACGGCACUCUCAUCACCGUCGCCUACGAGAAGGCCAAGCCUGUCAGGAAGACGUACCCGACUGUCGAACCUCUGACAUAUGUGGACUAUUACAAGACCUUCGCGAGAGCUCUGAAGGGAGAAGGGAAAGUACCGGUCGCGCCGGAGGAUGCUCGAGAUGUUCUUCGCCUACUCGAAUUGGCUCUGCAGAGUUCGAAAGAAGGCCGGACCAUCGAAGUAUAGCAUAUCAGUGUCCAUCGCCACAGCGCCGCACGUUUCCUCCUCACUAAGAAUCACCCCACACCUCCCU
Molecule: messenger RNA, 1153 nt
Organism: Zymoseptoria tritici IPO323
Lineage: Eukaryota; Fungi; Ascomycota; Dothideomycetes; Mycosphaerellales; Mycosphaerellaceae
Exons: 2
Coding region: 1-1086 (361 amino acids)
Molecular function (GO): nucleotide binding
Source: RefSeq, a predicted model, not a curated record